UGGAUUCAGGCUAUAAUUUCUACAAUAAGCAAGAGAGCAAAGACUCAGAUGAAGAUCCCUAUUUUUAAGGAUGAGGACAACCUGUUGUCUCCUAAAGAGCCAGAAUUACUCUCCCCUCAUAAUGAUCUGAAGGAAGCUAGGAAGUUGAAUGAGAGUAUUUUUAACAGAGCCCCAACCCUCAAUGACAAAAAUGAUAAAGGGAACAUUCUGAAGAAUCUUGGUGAUGAUAAGUGACAUGAUAUUGGUAAAAGUAACGAGUACUUUUCCAAAAUUAAGACCAUCGAAUAUUGCUCGUCCUUCCUGACCAUUGCGAAUAUCUGGAAUUGUAUGAUUCUAUACGAAACUGACUAUAUUAAUGAAGAUGGGCAAUAUGAUAAGUAUAUAGAUACUCAACUUAAUCUGUCAACUGCUUUCUCCCUCAUGCUAUUCUUCCUUGUCAACUUUAGGUACUGGGUCGAGCUUAAGUGGAAGAAAACCAAAAAUUUUGUCACACAAGAAGCAACUCUUUGGACAACAGGGUCGGUGAAAUGGAUGAUUGCAGAAGGAAUUAUAUCAAUCGUAAGCCCUCAUGGAAUCUUUAAGGAAUGGGAAUUUGUAGAGAACAAUCUUGAUUAUGAGACCAAGAUUUAUUACCCUGUGAACCAUCUUCUGUGCAGUUUUAUUUUCUUUAAGUCCUACGCCAUUAUGAGAACUUUAUUCUUGACUAAUAAAUACUCAAUGCCAAGAUCUCAGAGGGUUUGAGCAAUGACUGGUACUUAUGCUAAUGUAGAAUUUUCUAUUAAAGGGACGUUCAAGGAAUACCCCAAUACGAGCUUGGCCAUUACUACUCUUAUCUCAGCACUUAUGUGUGCUCAGAUGCUUAGAAUUUACGAACGCCCGCUUUCAGCAGUUUCCGGUCAAAGAUUUGACAAAUAUGCGACUUCAAUUUGGAACAUUAUUGUAACAAUGUCAACAGUAGGCUACGGGGAUGUGUACCCCAAGACCAUAUUUGGACGGAUCCUAGGAGCCUUCGUCUGCAUAUGGGGAGUUGUGGUUGAGAGUAUGAUGGUCGUCACUCUCUCUGAAGGAUUAGAGCUCACCACUCCUCAAAGAAAUUCAUACACUCUUCUUCAAAGAUUAUUCUACAGAGAUGAUCUCCAGAUGAGGGCUGUAAGAGCCUUGCGGUCUAUUUUCUUACAUAAGAAGAAGAUCAAGGCCAAGAACUUGUUGUAUAAAACAAAGAGGAUUAACUUAAAGAAAAAGAGUUUGAAACUAGAAAUGACAUUCAAGAGACAAAUGUACAAGUUCAAGAAGAAGGAAAGCGAGAUGAGAAAGUUCAAUAUGGCAACAGAAAUCACCUACCUCUAUAACAAGAUCUAUAACCUCCAGGAGGAAUUUGAGAAGAUCUGGAAGACCGACAAAGAAGUCAGACAGAUCCAAAACGAAAGUAUGAACAAGCUCCAGGUCUAUUUUAAUAAGAAGGCUUCCGAUGAUAUGAAAAAUAAGUUUAACUAUACCUACAAACAGAAGGAAAUGAGGAUGACUGGACAGAGCUUCUUUGAGUCCCAACUGCAGACCUCCUUGCAUUCAAACUCUAAAGACGUCGAGGAAGAUAAAGAAGCUGAGUAUAUGAAUUCAGUUCAUGGCCAAAAGCUGCUCUAAGGUCUUAAUUUGCAUUAACAUUUUA
Messenger RNA from Moneuplotes crassus, 1666 nucleotides. Lineage: Eukaryota; Ciliophora; Spirotrichea; Euplotida; Euplotidae. The record is from the annotation of a GenBank genome assembly.